Molecule: messenger RNA, 1806 nt
Organism: Syzygium oleosum
Lineage: Eukaryota; Viridiplantae; Streptophyta; Magnoliopsida; Myrtales; Myrtaceae
Exons: 10
Coding region: 11-1102 (363 amino acids)
Source: RefSeq, a predicted model, not a curated record
GGUUCGUUAGAUGUCCAACUCAGCAGUCGCAAGAACUCACCGUCGACCCCCAAACCUAGUCGCUGGGCACCAUCACAAGAGGCGCAAGAACUGUCUAAACGCGGUCGACCUUUCCAAUUCGAAGGGAUUUAAUCAAACAGUUGGUGUGCAUCGCACCGAAACGUUCGGCGACGCCAUGAGGGGGAACAAAGCGACGGCGCUAACAGUCGCGGAGAAGUGCAAGAAUAUAUUAGCGUCGAACUGGCAAGGCCACCUUAGUACCAUCAAAGCCGACUCCAAAGGAAGCAAGGGGGACAUACACAGUUCGAAAGUUAAGUACAUGGUCAAGAGAGGGAAACCAUACAUUUGGGUUCCAGAGACUGAUAUGCACAAUGUGAACACAGUAAUUGAUGAGCGUGGCUCGUUGGCGGUAGCAACACCUUUCCCAGGUCCACUGGCCAAUCUACUCAAGUCCCUAAAAAAGUUUCCCUCUCGGAUUGCUCUGACCGGAGAUGUUCUUCCUCUUAAGGACCAAAAGGCUCAGUUGGCUUCUGAAUGCCUUAAAGAACUUAUACAUUCUGAAGUGGAAGUAAUUCGUGAGUCCAGUUAUGCAGUAUCUGGUGUACUAAGUUCAACCAAUCCUGUUCUUACAUCUCGUAGUGAAAACCUUCAUGAGUUACUUGAUGAAAGUCAAAAGCAUGCCAUCUAUAAGUUUGAUAUACGAUCAUGCACAUUCCUUGAUGGCAAUGGAGGAACUCAUGAAGUUGAUUUGGAAGUCAUACAAACAACCAAGACAGAUAUCUUAGCACCCUUUUCGGCCAUGCUUGUUGAUGGAAUUAAUCAAAGUGAAUCAAGGCGAAGAGCACUUGUGCUUUUCUGUUUCACAUACCUGAAUGCACCUGUGAGCGAUGCAUACAUGCUGUCUCUGGAUCAAAAGGGAUUUGAUAUACUGGGUAAGGUCCCAGGUCCAUCGCUGCAGGAUGGUAGUCGGCAGUAUCAAUGGAGGGACUUUAGAUUUUCCUUCAAGGAAGAGGCACUUGACAUCGAAUCCUUCUGCCGGCAGCUGGUGGAGAUGGAGGAGGAGGCCAUCAAGAAGGUUUCAACUUACAGUGGCCUUGGAUGAGUUGGAAUCGCCUGCUUAAGUGAUAGACUGCAGCUAUGAAAGGUCCGUCGCACAACUGGACUCAUGAUUUGUGCUCGAGCACGUAGCUGAAUCAGUUUUCUGUAUGGGAUAUAAAUCUGCCCGUGCGAACACUACAAAUUUCAAGAACUGGAGAUUAGAACACUCAGAGCCAUGGUGCAAGAACCUCUCUGAUUGUCACUGAGGGUAUCCAAUCAUGCAAACAACUCAGAAUAUCAAUUCUCAGUUUUCUAAUUCGUUCUUUCUGUUUGGCCAAAUGGCUCUUGCUGUCAAUUCCUCUUUAGCUUUAUGUCGACUCCUUGCUCUGUCAAUUUUCAACGCAUCCCUGUGCUGGUGCCGGAACGAAGAUGGCCAGAUUGUGUGUGGACCAGUUUGUUAGGAUUGUUGCGGGCAAUGGCCACUUGGUCUUGUGUGGCCCAGUUGGAAGCUCUAAAUAGCUCUUGUCGGCCCAUGAAGAAGACCAAGCAAAGAGGAGGUGGAGGGGAGUCAUUUUUGGUGCUGUUCACUAGAGUAAAAGGGAAAGAGAUCCACUUUACUGAUAAAACUAAGCAGUCUUACAAAAGGGAAUUGCUAGUCAGACGGUCCUUAGAAUAUUAAUAUGGAAUCUGUCCUAAGAAUCUUCCCGAAAUCAUCACAUGAGCAAGACUGAGGUAGAUUUGUCUGCUUCUCAAGGUUCUUGAUUUACA